Molecule: messenger RNA, 3239 nt
Organism: Rana temporaria (common frog)
Lineage: Eukaryota; Metazoa; Chordata; Amphibia; Anura; Ranidae
Product: uromodulin-like
Exons: 19
Coding region: 45-2969 (974 amino acids)
Biological process (GO): neutrophil migration
Cellular component (GO): cell surface; apical plasma membrane
Molecular function (GO): calcium ion binding
Source: RefSeq, a predicted model, not a curated record
AAAGUGGACCUCACAUAUGUUGGGAGAAGUUUGAAGAUUCCACAAUGAGAAGGAUGUCGUCUCUUCUCUUCCUCCUGGUCCUGCUGGGUGCUCCUCAUGGGAUGGCUGGGUUCACCACCCCUACGAGUCUCAGUACUGAAGCCCAUGACUGUACACAGAGAGAGGGGACCUCCCUUACCGUAGUGAUGGAAGCAUUCAUGAUGUUUUUCGAUUUUUCAUUCUUCAUGGACAGAGCUCUGAAUUCCAUAUCAGCCAGAUUCCCCUGUGUCUCCCGGCAAUAUGCUUCAGUAAUCCUGGACAUUGCGGAAACAAAUGAAACUAUCACAAAUGACAAGAAUGUCUUCCUGCAAAGCAUAACAAAAAGCUUUGAUGAGGACUAUGCUAUGUUUUAUGAAUACUUGGACACAUUAUGGGACUGCGAUCAAUCCCUCCUCUAUGGGGUGAAGAGAGCUCUGGAGAUUUCCCCCGCUGAGUCCAUCAUUGUGGUUUAUACAUUUGGCUCCAUGACAGAUUACAAUGACACUGAACUCAUGUCUGAUGUUUAUACACUGAUGGAGGAAAAGAAGUCCCAAGUUUAUUUCAUGUGGUACUCAUGGGGUUGUUCUGUCCUGGAGGAUGUAUUUAUUAACAUUUCAUCUCUUAGUUAUGGAGAAUCAAUUAAUAUGGAUAAUGAAGAUUAUUAUAAGCUUUUCCACUCAUUGGAGUUAUUGUUGUCGAAACCUCUAAAUUCAUCUGAGCGCAUCCUGACCGUCAACACAAAGGUCACUGAUGAUAAAUAUGCUGACGCGUUCAAUGUUACAAAUCCCCUUACACAUUUAUUGAUCUCUGGAGAUGAAACAUUUGCUCUUAAUUUUAGUGAUCCAAAUGGAAACACAUAUAAAUAUGCAAAAAAUCCAUAUUUUAGUGAUUAUUACUACUCCUGGUCCUCGUAUGAUAGUAGUAUUCUAAGUUCCCAUUUGGUAAAAAGUCCGGCUGUGGGAUCCUGGAUUCUGAACGCUCGGGGGAGUCGCACGCUUUCUGUACACGUUUUAGGAUUUACUGGGUUGGACAAAUCAGGGAAUUGUUCAAAUGUUGACUGCCACCCGGAUGCCACGUGUUCGGAGUUUGGAGGAUACGGGGAGUGCACAUGUAAAGAGGGGUUUGCUGGAGAUGGGAAAUCUUGUAGUGAUAUAGAAGAAUGUGCGGGCGCUUACACCAACAAGUGUUAUUAUACUGGUUUUAGUUCCUGCGUGAACACGAUCGGAUCUUACACCUGUGGUUGUGACCCUGGAUUUGAAUAUAAAGAAGAAUUUGCCUGUGUUGAUAUUGAUGAGUGUGCCGACAGAUCUCUGAAUGAAUGUGAUCCAGUAGCUAUUUGCACAAAUUAUUAUGGAUCUUACACCUGUACUUGUCCCAAUGGAUAUUACGGAGAUGGAUACCACUGUGAGAUCAAUGAAUGCCAACAAGGAACACCAUGUGGCUCUAAUGAAGAAUGCAUUAAGUCCAUCGGAUCAUAUUCCUGUAUUGACCCUUGCUCCGCCCACACCGUACUAAAUGACCCCUGGCGCAGUACUUCUAAUAUAUAUAAUGCUGAUGUUGACUGGUAUGACUGGUAUCAUUGUGACUAUCGUCUGUCUGGCUGGUUUCGGUUUAAAGGAGAAUAUGACCAGCAAAUCCCCGAGCAGUGCGUACCACGAGCCAGCUGUGGGUCUAGCAUCCCCAUUUGGAUGAACGGCUCCCACCCUACAGUCAGUGACGGCAUUGUGAAACGUACAAUGUGUCACAACUGGUAUGAUGGAUGCUGUACACAUCCCUUCAGUAUUUCUGUCAAAAUGUGUCCAGGAGGAUUUCAUGUGUAUCAUCUAACAAACACACUAGGCUGCUACAUGGCCUAUUGUACAGAAUCGAAUCAUACCUGCUCGGGGGUGGACUGCGCUCCGGAUGAGGAAUGUAAAAUUGUGGACAAUGUUCCCGGCUGUUACUGUAAAAAAUCAUUAUAUACUACUAACGGGAUACAACCAGGAAAUCAAGCAGGUGACCUCAUACCACAAGUCACCUGUGGCCUGGGGAACAUAGAAGUGAGGUUCAGCAAAUGUCUCAUGGAGAAGCUGGAAUAUAGCCCCUCAGCCUUUCAUAUGAGAGAUUAUUCCUGCCGAGCAAUCACGGAAAGAAGCGAUCAAAGUUACGUCACUUUCAUCACACGACCAGCAAAUGGCAGUUGUGGGGGAUCCAUUGCGAACAAUGGAAAUGAGAUCACAUAUACAAAUACUGUAUACCUAGCAUCACAAUCUGACGGAGUGAUUAUAAGAGACGAGUACCCCAUUGACUUCCAUUGCUCUUAUCCAUUAAACAUGGAGAUCAACCUUCUAACCGCUAUCAGCACCUUCGUAGUCUCGGCUUCCAUCAAUGUGGCUGGAAAAGCAAAUUUCACGAUAACGAUGGGCCUGUUCGAAGAUUCCAGAUACAUCGCCCCGUAUACCGCCUCCCAGGUGUUUCUGAACUCCUCCGCCAUGCUAUAUGUUGGUGUCGUUGUAACCGGACCUUCGGGUUCAUCCCCAUUUGUGCUCAUCAUGAAAAACUGCUACGCCACCCCAACACCCGACAGCUCCUCCGGCCCCAGAUAUAACAUCCUAACCAACCAAUGCCCCAACAAGAACGACCAAACGAUCUCUGUGCUGGAAAAUGGAGUGUCCCUUAAAGGUCGCUUUUCCCUUCAAGUGUUCAAAUUUCUGGGAGGAUUCGAUCAGAUUUAUUUACACUGUCAGGUCGGCUUGUGUGACACCUCCAGCAAAGUGUGCGCAACUAGUUGUCCUUCCACGAGAUCUUCUUCGCUCGGCAACAAUGAAGUGACAAAUAUGACUCUUGGACCUGUAAAGCAGAAAGUCGCUGAGUCGUUUACUGUAGCUGCUCUCUCUUCUGGUGGAGGCACUGCUGUACCAACUGCAAAGAUUUUCAUCUCUGCCAUUUUUUUCCUGUUGCUAUUGUGCUAGAAUCAUACUGACCCAUCGAUGUGGAUUGGUGUCAGAUUUGUAGAUCGGUGUAACUGUACAUAUUGGGGAAGGGGGUCUAUAAAUAAUCAAAGCAAAGCGUGAUCCUCCACUGCAGACAACGUCUUGGCGAGAUGGUAAAAUAUUGGGAGGACUUCUACAAUCUGAGGUCCUGGCACGCCGAUUCAAUUCAACACAAACACAUCGAUAAACGUGUGAGAGCUUUGCUGACCAGCAUUGCCAGAAGAAGGAAAAAAAAGACAAAGGCAGGUC